AUGGCCGGCGCCGAGCAGCCCCCGCGGGCGAAUGAUACCGAGGAGGUUGUGGGGACUCGGGAAAGCGGCGAGGAGCGGCCGUUGGGGCCUGGCUUGGCCAGCUCUCCACAAAUUCUCUCCACAAAUGAGCUGCAAGAAUUGAGUGAUGAGGUCUUCAGACUCAGCACUGUACAUGAAAUUGUACUGAAUGCUGACUUGGAAGUGCACAUGGUCAACUUCCCUCCACACAGCCUGGAAAAUAGAGUGAAGGAGACACUGCACAAAGCCUUGUGGGACCGACUGAAAAAACAGAUCUCUGCUAGUCCUCCAGACUACACUCAGGCAAUCCAACUGCUGCAGGAAAUAAAAGAGGCUCUGUUAUUACUGCUGCUGCCUCAGAAGCUGCAAAGCCAAAUUGAAGGGGUCCAGGACAUGGAGCUGAUUAGGCAGGAGGCUGAGCACGGGGCUCUGGACAUCCGCGCUCUCACCACCAGCAUCCUUGGCACGACGGCAGUCUGUGCGCCUUUUCGAGAUGAGGAAGUGCAAGGACUGCAAAGCCUCACAGACCCAGCUGAGUUUCUCAGGGAGAUCCUCCGGGUGCUGGACCUGAUGAAAAUGGAUAUGCUGAAUUUUACCAUCCAGAGCCUCCGUCCAUACUUACAGGAAUGCUACAUCCAGUAUGAGCAGGAGAAAUUCCAGAAAAUCUUAGAUAAGCUUCCUAAUAGUCUGGAUAACACAACAGAGUGGCUGCACAGAGCAGCAGCAGCAGUGUCUGCAUCCUCUUUGCAGUCUCAGUCCUGCCCUGCAGCCAGCAGCUCUUCUGAUGCACGCUUCCAGGGAGCAGUCAGCAGUAGCACAGCUGUGCCCAGUGUCAUGUCUGUGCUAAAUUGAGGCUACAUGGAUCUGCUCUGCUGGGAGCCCAGACACAGUGAAUACCCAGAGACCUUGCUUCUGGAUCAGGCUCGACUACAGGAAGUACAAACACAAGUGAAUCAGCUUGCCAUCAUAGCUGCAGUCCUGCUAGUGACUAGUGGCGUGUGUGGAAACACCUUAUUUGGCUCACCUGAGUUUAUUGAUAGGCUGAAACUGAUAACAAAGGCCCUCUUGGAAGGUCUGUCUUCUAUCAGGUAUGAAGAAGCUUUGCUAGACAUCAGUGAUCAAGUGCUCCAGGAAGUCAGCAGAACACUCUCACAGCUGGGUUACCCUGCUUUUGCCAGUGAGAAAUGUACAUCCCUGAAAGGCCAGAUAAAAAGCAUCGCUGACAAGGGCAACGCAGUCCGGCACACCAUCAAGCAGUGGAUUCACCUGUUCCUCAGCCUUUUUAUUGCCCCCAAUGGACAAAAUUCUCAGAAAGAUUUCCCAAAGGGUCUCGCUGCCGUUCAGGAAGAGCUGCAGGAAGUCGGGCGCAGGUUCAGAAGUGUGACCUUCCACAACUGGCAGCUGUUUGGCCCUUUCUACUCAGCAGUUCUCAAGAAAGUGCUUUUCCCAGAGGCAGAACCAGAUUCAGGAAGAGGUUCUAUGUGAUCAUCCUUACUGCGUACCACACAGGAGGACAAGGGUGGAACGCAUUCUCCCACAAUUUCUCAAAUCAUGCUUCAGCUUGUAAAAAAACCAUCAGACAAACCCAUCUGGGCAGCACAGCUACUGGGAAGUGACAGCACGUCAAUAUCUGAAUAAACCUCUCAACUGCAAAAGGCAACGGCUUUCUUGUCCCCCCCAAAACUGUCACUAUUUAGCAGGGAAAGAAAUGGGAGGUGGAGAUGAUAAAACUGCAAUGAAAUUUAAGGUUCUUUCUUUCUUUUCUCCCUAAUUCAAGGUGUUAAUUCUGCGGUGGGUCUGCAGCCUGCUCUGCUGAAAUGUUAGGCACAGCCCAGGGACGCAGUUUGGAUUUGAUAAAGCCAUAUGGUAUUUAAGAUCAUUAAAUCUGCUCAAUAUAUUUCAGUGUUAGCUUGAAAACCUGACUUACUGAAUUAUUAGAUGGAACACAUGGUAUAAAUUUAGCAGCCCCCGAUGUAUUUAGUAUUUCACAUCAGCCAGAUUUUAUUUGACACAAAACCCUGAACUUUAACCUGUAUUUAAAUGCCUGGAUUUCUUGCUCUAAUUUUAUAUAGUGAAAACGUCCUACUUCUUGGUAUGCCAAAAAUCUUUGCUGGUAAAUACUAUAUACAAUGGCUGCCCAAACUGUUUCUGUUGUUCCAUGAAUCGAUGGCUGCUGUGCUGCAGAGCAUUGGUUUCAGUGUUUAUCAUUGCUAAAUCAGGGUCCUGCCACCCUCAGUAGAACAGUCCUCACAGAUGUACGUUAAAAGGGGUCAACAUCAGCUUUCCCAUGGGCAAGGUGACAGCAGACCAUCACGCUGUAGGUGAGUCUAUCUUUAAAGAACACACAGAUGAGUUUUUACACAUAAAUUAGUCUGAAAAGGAUUUUGUAUUUGGGAUCAGUGAGAUUAGCUGCAAAAAGAGCAGCCUCAGCCAAAGCGACUGCUGAGCAGCCAGCAUUCUGCAUCCAGCAUGCCACACACGUUAGGAUGGCACACAUCCUGAUUCUGCUGCCAAGGAAUGACAUCAGGCCUGUUCCCAACAGAACAGCAUCCUGUGCUUUGCUUCCACAAUACCAGCAAAUCAUCCCCACGCAGUGCUUUGACACUCCUGAUGUUUUCUUGUUCCUCAGCUUUACAAAGCAAAACACCACAUGUGCAGCACCAGGCUGCCCUCAUUCAAGUCACUGUGCUGCCCACCCUCACCCCUUCCUCUUACCUGCUUUGGCUGCUCAGCUCAGGCAUGAGAUGACCAGAGGCUGCUGUGUCACUCAGGUCACAGUGACGACAGGGCAAACGUGUGUCUAAGUUUGUUUAUUAAUUCAGUCUGUUCUAAGUUGUACAAUUAUGAAAACAACAAAACGACUGCUGGAAGCCCAGGAAUAUUUACAAUCUCGCCUUGUUGUAGUGAGGUCAGUCUAUGUUGUUGCACAGAUUGGUUAUGUUUGGUACCACAAGAUGUUUAAAAUUCAGACAAAUUCGAACAGAUUAACAAUUGUAUAUACAGGAAAUAAAAGGAAAUUCAAGUAUCAAAAUACAGACAGAUUAAAUAACAUUUGUAUUACAAAUCAGUCCCACUGUCAUACAUCACAAUUAGCAAAAAUGUCUACGUUGCAAACUGAACUCGACUGUUCUCUGCCCUGUUAGGGAAUCUCAGGUUAUUCUUCCACGGGUAAGAAAAGUGUUUGAGCUAGAUCUACUUGGUAAGAGCAGCACAUGUACUUCCUUUUGAAAGAGAAAAAAUUAAGUUAAAUUAAAAUGCAGUAGGUAAUGCCAAUAUGAGACCUAAAAGGGAGACUUUUUGCAACAACACAGCGUCGCAAACUCUGUGCUCGCUCUAAAAUAAAGAUCUGAUUGCAUGGAAAUGAUGCAAGCAGAAGAAAGCCAGAGGAAGUUCUGCUGCUAGAAGCUUCUGAAGUGGGGUGGAAGGAGCAUUAAAGCAAUUAAACCCACAUCAGCUGCACACAGAGCAGUUGUUUGGAAGUACUAUUUGGCAUCUGGUCUGUGUCUCACAGCAGCCCUGUGAUGGUACCUCACAUUUCAUUGGAGGCAAGUCCUGCACGGUGUCCUGCCUUCUCCCCAGGAGGGAAACAGGCAACAGGCACAUACCCACCAAAACUGCAUCAGUUUUUUCUCCUAAAAAGAAAAAUCCCAAAGCAAGUUCAAACAGCUACAAUUAGCUUCUUCUUUUUUGUUCUUUUUUUUUCUUUUUUUUUUUUUUUUGUAAAUACAAAAUUAAAAAGGAUAAAGCAGCUUCAAUUUGGAAAAUAAAAACUCAUCCCCUCCUCUACUGAAGAAAAAAAAAAAAAGACAAACACAGUUGAUCUACCUUGAGUUCUCAGCCUGGACUCAUGCCGUGUCCAACUGGAAGUCUGUAAAACACAAAACCCAGGGCUGCACCGCCUGUCCCAGGCAGGCAGUGAGUGCAUUUAGAUUCUAACCAGCACCAGAAAUGCAGAGCACUUUCCUCCAGAUACCGUGAAACCCUGUGGGAGGAAAAGCCAAAACACUGCGUCAUGGAUGGGAUAACAAAGCACUCGGAGUCGGUGACCCAGGAUCAGUCUCCAGCAUGCAAGUACCUCAAAAAAACCCCACUGAAAUGAAAGGGGAAAAUGCACUGCCAAAACAACUGCUUCUAUGAAGUGAGAAAGAGUAUCUGGCUAAAGAACUGCUGGAUCACUAAAGACAACCAUGGAAUUACACACAGGACUGGAAAGAACCACCAGGGUCACAACGUCCAGCCCUCUGAAGAUUGGAGUCUUCAUCACCACUUCACCUCCAAGCCAACCUUCGCAAAGCUCAUGUAUGUGUCAGAACAGAAGGGUGUCCCUCCUCCCAAGCAGAGGUUCAAUUUGCAAUCUCUCCAAAAAGACUUGUUGCCAACACACCAAAUAUUUACACUUACACCAGUAUGAAUUGCAACAUACUCAUAACAAGGAAUGUUAGGUUCUCUAAAUUCAUCCAUGUAAAAAAGAAAAAUAAUCUCCGCUUCCCCCUCCUCAUCAUGUACAGCUCUGUGCCCUCGGGAUUACGGUUCACUUCUCUCCUAGUCCUACCAGCUAGGGAGACUGAAUCCUGACAUACAGCAGCAACUGGAGUUAAACAGGCAUCAUUAGGGCAUCUUGUCCUGGCAAAGCAGCAGGGCAGCACAUCCCCAGCCACUGCAGCCCUGCGGAGAUUGUACCAAGCUGCUGCGCUAUGGUUUUUGCAUCAGAAGAAUUAAAAAUCACAACUCUCCUAACAGCCUUCCCUCCAGGGGAACAGAGCUGUGAAAACACAUCGGCCGCAGCCAAAACUGCUGGUAAAUCCUGCUGUGAUCCAAAGAGCAAGCAAGCAGGCAGCACACCUCUGAGAUGGCAGCGUUUGGGGCUGCUGGGGCCAGGCCAUCCAUGGGUCAAUAGGACUUAUGAUUUAUCCUCGGCUAUGGACUGUGCCAGUGGAAUGCCCAAAAUGCAACUCCUCUUUUGUUCGUCUUCCAAAAUCGUUGCACUUAUUAAAUAAUGAGCUAGUAUAAAAAAAAAAA
This is a messenger RNA of Lagopus muta (rock ptarmigan), 5037 nucleotides long. RefSeq names its product t-complex 11 (gene TCP11). Gene Ontology annotation, cellular component: sperm flagellum; acrosomal vesicle. NCBI's taxonomy places the organism in Eukaryota, Metazoa, Chordata, Aves, Galliformes, Phasianidae. Gene Ontology annotation, biological process: regulation of sperm capacitation. The record is from RefSeq and is a predicted model, not a curated record.